Equus quagga is the source of this 2734-nucleotide messenger RNA. Its product is annotated as putative MORF4 family-associated protein 1-like protein UPP. The record is from RefSeq and is a predicted model, not a curated record. The transcript is spliced from 2 exons. The coding region runs from base 1064 to 1723 and encodes 219 amino acids. NCBI's taxonomy places the organism in Eukaryota, Metazoa, Chordata, Mammalia, Perissodactyla, Equidae.
UCUGAACAUAAUGAUGGCAUUCUAAAAAUUUUGCAUGAGGUGGGGAAGGAAUUAUAACACUGGAUCUUCCUGAAUGAGGGACCCCUCGCUUCUGAAGAGUCCAGCUUUCAAGUUCCGGUCGUCUCCCGGUCCUUGGGUUGCGGGGGAAGGAGGAUCUUUGGUUCUGAGGUCGUUUCGGGCCACGAUUUCUUCUUCUGCGCAUGCCCUGGCUAGGUGACUUUGCAGCUUUUCUAAAAGACAAUCCUUAAUCACUGUGUUGAUAAGAGAUGGGAUCUGUUCGAACUGGCUCUAAAUGGGCCGGUGGGUACAGCCUUGGCCUAGACUGUCGACCAAUUAUGAGGUAAAUUCUGACAGACUUUAACAAAAAGAAGUUUAUUUGGGGUUUGUUGGGACUGCAGCUCAGGAAAAGCACAAAUUCAAGUAGCCCUUGAAUUUCUCUUUCCUCUGCUGAAAAGGAGAAGGAAGCUUUCAUAGUCGUGGCUAACAAAUAGGCAAAGGAAAAAGGAGCGAAGGAAAGUCCGUUAACAAGCUCCAGGUACAAGGUACUAUCAGAGUGAGGGUCGGCGGAAACAAGCCACUAACCCUAGGACUGUGGGAGAUGCCUCCGACAGGAACGAGGGCUCUGUCCCCAUCAGCACGUCGGCCCUGAGAACACUCGCACAUCGUUUCACACAUCGAGCGAGUUCAGUUCGUCCUGAAGGAGGAAUCUGUUCCUCUCCUCUUCACGUCCGCACGGGUCCAUUUUAGCGCCUCAACGCGAGAGACCAUCUGUUUUCAACUGCGCAAGACUGAAAUCCUGACACUGGGCAAGCCACCUCGUUUCUCGGUGCGCUAAAAGAUUCGGACAUACCACGGUAAUUCCGUGAUUUAUGCUUUAGAAGGUCAAGAGCUUAGAGCACUGCGCAGUCAGCGCUGUGCUGAUAGUAAGCUACUUUAUUUACUACAGCAGAGAAGCCGACUUUAAAAUUCAAGAAGCCUUACAACCUCUACACUAAGCCCGCAGGGAGCCGGCCGCUGGAGCAGAGGGACUGCGCGAGCCGGUACGGGGUGCGCGCGCCUGCAGAUGUGUGCGCGUGCGCGCACGGCCGCGGCGGGCGGGCGUCCGAAACUUUGGUCCCACCAGCUGCGUGGCCGUAAAGGAACUGUGGCGUGUCGUAAAAAAGCCGCAAGUAAGCCGAGCUUUGGUAGAGGGCUGCGAAUCCAUUUUGGACGCCGUCUCUGCUGCGAAAAGUUGGGGGAACCUGUUGCUCGUCACGGUGGCGCUUCCGCUGCGCUCGGCGCUCGCUGGCGGCCGGCCGGCCUCUCGGGCGCGCUGACCGGGCCGCGGGGCGGUGGCGGCGGCGGCGCGAUGCGGCCCGUGGACGCGGACGACGGCCGGGAGCCCGAGCGGGAGUGGGAGACGCUCCCGAACCCCCCGCUCGACGCCGCCCGCCGGGACGCCGCCGCCCUCGAGCGCGAGCACGUGCGCGCGCACCUGCGGGCCCGCCGGAAGCUGCUGGAGAUCGAGAGCCUGCUGGACGCCCUCAAGAGCGAGGUGGAGGCGUCGCAGGAGAGCGCCGUGGGCGCCGGGGCGGAGGAGAGGGUGAUGAGGCUGUGCGAGAAGGUGGAGAGGAAGGCGGCGGAGGCGGCGCUGAUGGGGCAGAGGCUCGUGGAGCUCCACCGGCAGAUCGACGGCUGCGGGUUACCCACUCAUGGACUCCAUUCAGCUGGUAAGGAGGACUGACUGCUUGGAGAGGCUGAAACCGAGAGAGCUUGUCGUUUUCUCUCCCGUGUUUUUCUGUCUACGUUUUCGCCAUGUGAAACACUGAAUCUCCAGUACUAUUCUGGUAGAUGAUUUUACUAUUGUUCUCAAUCUGGAUUUCGGUUACUAGGUGCGUUCAGUUUGGGAAAGACAGCUUUUAAUUAGAUAUUCUCACAUAAAGGAAUAGGGCCUAGAUUGUAAACCGUUGUGUAGCCGUAUUUGUUACUGUCACUUAAUUGUAUUUUUAAAAUUUGGAAGUAUAUUGUUGUGCUUUGCUCUUUUUUUAUUCUUACUGGAAUUUGGGGACCCAUGAGAGACUUGAGGUCAGAGUUCUGCAGGAGAGAAGACACUACUUGGCUGCAGCUGCUGUCGCAAGAACCCAGACCCCAUCCAGGGGGCAGAUGCCACUACUUUGGAUGAGGUUGAGAAGGCCCAAGGGACCGCUGGGCAUGGAGGGUGGAGGGUGUAUGCAUUCUGGGGUUUUGCAGUCUGUCAGAUCUGAGGAGGAGAGCUGUGUUCUUCUGGCUUUCUUUGUUUCUUUUUUUCAGAAAUGUAGUUUUUCUGUGGCAUGUUAACUGGUGCACAUCAUGUAACCUGUCUGGUGAGUAACUAGGACAAGGGAUGAGUUCUAGGUGCUACAUGUAUUUGCUGACUUGGGGUAAACUGUUUAAAUGUAAUACAGUAAAGCACUUCAGGAGCUUCUCUGGCAAAAUGUGCACGACCCCUGCAAGGGUCUGGGGGGUUGGGGAGGACAGCGUGGAGCUGGCCACUGUGGGCCCCAAAGUGAUAGCACGAGGCACCUUCAGAUGAUGCUCGCCUUUGUCACCAGAGCAGACCUCAUAGGGACUGGGAUCAGAAUCUAACUUGUUAUGAUGAAAUUCAUUUGCCUGGAAAAACCAAUGCUGAAAGCCAGUUUUUAAAAUGUGCAAAUGACGGAAGCCAUUGACUUGGCCAGGAAAAGGUGAGAUAAAUAAACUUUUUUCAGAAUAAAAA